Myodes glareolus (Bank vole) is the source of this 1008-nucleotide messenger RNA. It is a transcript of the gene Igfbp7, whose product is annotated as insulin like growth factor binding protein 7. Gene Ontology annotation, biological process: regulation of signal transduction; regulation of cell growth. NCBI's taxonomy places the organism in Eukaryota, Metazoa, Chordata, Mammalia, Rodentia, Cricetidae. Gene Ontology annotation, molecular function: insulin-like growth factor binding. The record is from RefSeq and is a predicted model, not a curated record. Gene Ontology annotation, cellular component: extracellular region.
AUGGCACCCAACUCUAGGCCCCUGCCGAGUGGAGAUAAGCUCUCAGGGCUGCUGGAAAGGACCGGCUUGAGGAAGCGGUGCAAGAGAAGACAGAUGGAGUUAGAGAACAUACGUUUUCAGGGAGUCAGUUCACGACGAAGAGGAGACAUUCCUAUGAGCACCUGUGAAAAAGAUGUGAAGGAGUGCGUGAAGAGCCGCAAGAGGCGGAAGGGUAAAGCCGGGGCAGCAGCAGGCGGCCCCGCGGUCCUCGCCGUGUGCGUGUGCAAGAGCCGCUACCCGGUGUGCGGCAGCGACGGCACCACCUACCCCAGUGGCUGCCAACUGCGCGCCGCCAGCCUGCGUGCCGAGAGCCGCGGGGAGAAGGCCAUCACCCAGGUCAGCAAGGGCACCUGCGAGCAAGGUCCUUCCAUAGUGACGCCCCCCAAGGACAUCUGGAACAUUACUGGUGCCAAAGUGUACUUGAGCUGCGAAGUCAUCGGAAUCCCAACCCCUGUCCUCAUCUGGAACAAGGUAAAAAGGGACCACUCUGGAGUUCAAAGGACAGAACUCUUGCCUGGUGACCGGGAAAACCUGGCUAUCCAGACCCGCGGUGGUCCAGAAAAGCAUGAAGUGACUGGCUGGGUGCUGGUAUCUCCUCUCAGUAAGGAAGACGCUGGAGAAUACGAGUGCCAUGCAGCCAACUCCCAAGGACAGGCUUCAGCGUCGGCCAAAAUUACAGUGGUUGAUGCCUUACAUGAAAUACCAGUGAAGAAAGGUCAAGGUGCUCAGCUAUAAACCUGCAAAACACAUUAGCCUAUGUAGCUAAAAGUGCUUCCAGACAGCUGACAACUCUAACCCUACUCUUGCCUGACAAGUUUCUUUUAAGCUCAUCCACUAACACUUUAUUACAUCCAGCCGGUUUUACACAAUCAAAGAUAACACUACAAGACUAUCUACAAAAAUUUGUUUAUUUACAAAAAAGCAUGCAAAGCUUUAAACAAAACAAAUAAAAUUCUUAUCACAACAGUA